AUGGCACCCUCAAAGGACCAGCUCAACGAGAUCGCCGCCCAGGCCCAGCUCGACAUGAACACCUACCAGUCCAAGACGGGCGAGGCCCGCGCCAUGGGUAACGACGACGCCGGCGUCUCCUCCGUCACCGAGCGCCAGUUCCCCGGCGCCUCGGUCAGCGUCCAGGGCGACCCCACCAACAACGUCUCCUACAAGCCCGAGCAGCCCCCUAAGGACCCCGCCCAGAAUGACGACGACGUCGUCCCCGCCAAGAAGAUCUCCUCCCUCGGCACCCAGGACCAGAAGAACGACGUCCUCCUGCAGGGCGAGGGUGCCGUGAGAAACAACGUCGGCACCAAGCCCCCCGGCGUCGGCGGCAGCCAGUUCAAGGGAUCCGACUACUACACCCCCGAGUCGGUGCCCGACAGCAUCUCUGCCGAGGGAUACAUUGCGCCUGAGAGCGUGACUCAGGCUUCUGCCGAGGCCGAGAACCCCAGGUAA
This is a messenger RNA of Colletotrichum truncatum, 480 nucleotides long. RefSeq lists its product as uncharacterized. The record is from RefSeq and is a predicted model, not a curated record. Lineage: Eukaryota; Fungi; Ascomycota; Sordariomycetes; Glomerellales; Glomerellaceae.